Molecule: messenger RNA, 6440 nt
Organism: Frankliniella occidentalis (western flower thrips)
Lineage: Eukaryota; Metazoa; Arthropoda; Insecta; Thysanoptera; Thripidae
Gene: Graf
Product: rho GTPase-activating protein 26
Exons: 19
Coding region: 208-3006 (932 amino acids)
Biological process (GO): signal transduction
Cellular component (GO): cytoplasm
Molecular function (GO): protein binding; GTPase activator activity
Source: RefSeq, a predicted model, not a curated record
CGGCUCGUGCCUCAGUCUCUUUGCGCCAAGUUUCCAAGGCAGUGCUCGCCAGGAAAAUAUGUCAGCUGCUGGUGAUGUCUUGUUUAUUUCGUUUUUGGAGUUCUCGUGCCAAAAUCUGCAGUUGUCGCGAAAAUGGACAUUUGUUUGUUGACGAAAACAGUGCUUGUUUAUAAUUUAUGCAGUGUGUUGAAGUGAUUCUCCGUGAAAAUGGGCGUGGGACUGCAGCCCUUGGAGUUUACUGACUGUUUGACGGAUAGCCCGUACUUCAGAGAAAACCUCCAUGCCCACGAAAAGGAGUUGGAGAAGACUAGUCAGCAGAUUAAGAGACUCAUCAAGGAAGUAAAGGAUUUACUCGGGGCGGCCAAGAACCUUUCCCGUGCUCAGCGUACCCUCUCAAAUAGUCUGAAGAAUUUCAGCUUUGAUUGCAUUGGAACUUCACAAACCGAUGAUGAAGUCGUUAUCUCUAAGUCUUUGGCCCAAUUCGGUCAGCUCAUUGCAUCUAUUGAAGAUGAACGAGACAGAAUGCUUGAACGAGCUUACGAUCAGAUUAUUGUGCCACUGGACCAGUUCCGAAAAGUUCACAUUGGAGGAGUUAAGGCUAGAAAGAAGAAGUUUGACAAACAGACAGCCAAGUUCUGUCAAAGUCAGGAGCGGUAUCUCAACCUAUCUACCAAAAAACAGGAUGCUGUUUUGCAGGAAGCUGAUGCCUCUUUGCAAUUGGAACAGCGAUACUUUUGCCAAGCUAGUCUUGAGUAUGUUUUUGUGCUUCAAGAAGCCCAGGAACGCAAAAAAUUUGAAUUUGUAGAAACACUGCUGAGUUUUAUGUUUAGCUGGCUCACAUUUUAUCAUCAAGGCCAUGAAGUUGCUGAAGAUUUUAAACCAUACAUGCGUGAACUUCAAAUUCGUAUUCAAAAGACUAGAGAAAAUUUUGAGGAAACAAGAGAUAAAACUGAGUCACUUAUGAAAAAAAUGCAAGAAAUGAGGCAAACAAAACCAGUUGAGGCUGGAGUAACAAACAAGACCUACACCCGAGAAGGGUAUCUGUUCAUGAUGGAAAAAAAGGCCUUUGGAACAACAUGGAGCAAACAGUAUUGCAUGUACCAGAGAGAUAAAAAGGAAUUUAUUAUGAUACCUUACAACCAGAUGACUGGGAAAUUUAAUUCCUCUGAAAAGAUGAAACUUGCUUCUUGUGUGCGCCGAAUGUCUGACUCUAUUGAAAAAAGGUUUUGCUUUGAUGUCACAUCAGUUGAUAGGCCUGGUGUGGUUUACACACUUCAGGCUCUCUCUGAAGAGGAUCGAAAGUUGUGGAUGGAUGUGAUGGAUGGCAAAGAGCCCGUAAGUGAAGAGCCUCUUCAUCCUAUGACCUACACGCAACCUGGAAAAGUAGUUAAGGAAAGAGUUGAGGAGAGAGCCUUAGAUGAAGUUGGAUUUAUGUUUGUAAACAAAUGUAUAGAAGCUCUUGACAGUCGAGGACUGGAAGAGCAAGGUCUUUACAGAGUCGUAGGAAUAACUUCCAAAGUUUCUAAGCUACUAUCCUUAGGGUUAGAUCGGCGAAAACUGGAAAAAUUGAAUCUUGAUGAUGCUUUUGAAUGGGAAAGUAAAACAAUCACCAGUGCUCUAAAAACGUACCUCCGAAAUCUCCCAGAACCUCUUACUACUUUCAGAUACCACAAUAGCUUUAUUGCUGCUGCAAAACAAGAGACACGGCAAAUGAGAGUUAAUGAUGUUCAUACCUUGAUGCAUCGGCUGCCACAGACCAAUUUUAAUAUGCUAGAUAUACUUAUUCAUCAUCUGACAAAUGUUGCCGCAAAGUCUGAUAAGAAUCUAAUGAGUGUCAGCAAUCUUGGUGUUUGCUUUGGACCUACUUUAUUACGCCCAGAGGAAGAGACUGUGGCUGCAAUAAUGGACAUUAAGUUCUGUAAUGUUGUUGUUGAAAUUCUUAUAGAAAAUUAUGAAAAGAUCUUUAAAACAGAACCUGAAAAUUUGGAUUCAAUCAACCCAGAUGUUCGAUUGGAUGUGAAGAACGAUGUUAGACCAGACACACGAAUGGAUCUGCGACCGGAAUCAAGGCCAGAAAUGCGGCCCGAUUCCAGACCAGAUACUCGAUCAUUUGUGAAGGCGGAGCCCACUUACAUAUCUACAACUCCACCUCAUUCAUUGACUCAUGGCUUGGUUAGAGGACCACAUCAUGUAUCACCUGUGCAACAUCAUGUGGGGCCGAAACUUCACUAUGAAAGUGCAAUGCGAGGUGAACUGAGUUCUUCACUAAGUUCCAGCAUGCACAAUGUAGCUAGUGGCACUCGGGAAGCAGAAUAUGUUAUUCACCGAUCGCACAUUGGAGUUGAUCACAUGAGUAGAGAGCAUGUUAUUCCAUCUCAGACAUCACCUCAGCAAGCUCAGCCUCAGCAGCCUCCAGCUCAGAGGCACAUGGUACGCCUUAUGGGACCAAGCAGUCGGGCUACAGCAUAUUCUGAGGGAAAUCUUCUGAGCCUGCAGCAGCAACAACAACAACAGCAGCAGCAGCAGCAGCAACAACAGCAACAGCAACAACAACAACAACAACAACAACAACAACAACAACAACAACAACAACAACAACAUCAAAUGCAGAAGGCGAAAGCUCAACCAUUCUAUGGAACACUAGUAAAUGCAAGCCGUGCUGAUGCUCUAAACAGUACCAGCAGUUCAAAUGAAUCAGUAUCAUCAUUAUCUUCAAGAGACAUAAAUGUUCACAAUACUUAUUCUGGUGUUACACCACAGAAAAGUAAACGAGGUGCUGUCGGUAAAAUGGAUUAUCACUUUGCCACAAGUUACCAUCCCCUUGAGGCAGUGAGGAGAGUUCGAACACUUUAUGCAUGCCUGGGUGAAAAUGAUGGAGAGCUUUCAUUUGAACCUAAUCAAAUUAUUACCAAUGUUCGAUCCUCUUUGGAGCCUGGAUGGUUGGAAGGAACCUUAAAUGGAAAAAGUGGCUUAGUCCCUGAGAACUAUGUUGAGGUGCUCCCAUGACCAAUGCAUAGCCCUAGAUUGGGAUUAGGGCCUCAAUCAGGGCCUUCAGUUGGGUUUCGCUCCGGAUCUGCUUCUUCUAGCCCUUCCGCAAGUCGCACAGCAUCUCCUAUGACAGCGCAAUGCAGUUUAAGUGUUUCAAGUGGUAGCUCUAGUGGUGCUGGUGCAGUUAGUCCUGUUAUCGGGUUGCGGAGUGCAUCUGCAGUUGCUGGACAACAAGGAGGUGGUAUUCCUUUGAGAAGCCCGAGUAGGACACUUACUGGACCUCUUUCUAAAAAGAGUGCUGGUGUCAUGAAGUCAGAGACUAUGGCUUAUGCAACUACUUCUAGCCGCACUGGUCAGGCAGGUCCUGGUCUCCUAAGUGGUGGAGGGUUCCGUAACACUGCUCCCUUUCCGAACUCAAGUGAACCAGCGCAAAGGAAGUCCCACCAUUAAAAUUGUGGGUCUACAACUCAAUAUUUUUUGACUUUUGGACAAUGCUCUGUGAAAAGAAUGCAGUUACAUGUGUUUCUUAAAGCUACUGUUGGUUUACAUUUUGUGUGUGUGGCUGCACUUAAUACUCUAUUGUCAAUUAUUUUUUGUGAAAUAAGUUGAAACUUUUGACUGUUUUAAGAUAGAUUUUUAUUGAUAUGACAAGAAAACGAUGACAUGCCUGUUAACAUGGCAGAAUUUGUCCUUUUGUAUCUAUUGUAAUUAAAUGGCAAUGUCAAUUUUUCAAUGCUCAUGGCCUUGUAGUCAAAACAACGUCAACGUCCAACAUCAACAUAUCAGGAUUAUUGAUAAUUGGUAUCUUGUCAUUGAAACCUAAGCAUCAGCUUGGGAUGACUGCAGUCAUGCUGUUCAAGUUUUUGAACAUUUCCACAAUUUGAUGUAUUAGCAUAAUAUGUAGCUUACUGUGACAGCCUACGUUAAGUGCAGCUACUUUUGAUUCUAGUCUCUAAUUAGAGCACUCUCCAGUAAUACUAAAAUCGCCUGUAACCAAUUCUGCUACUAACCAGGAUUGAGAGUUCCGAUCUUAAUAAGUCCAAAACAGAAAUGGGCCAAAGACAGCAUACAAAACUGAGCUCUUAUUAUACUAGUCCAUACUACUGUCAUUGAUAUGACGUUUAUUUUCAUUUGACUAUAAAGUAGACUUCUCAUUUAAUUUUAUUCAAAGACCAUUUUAAGUCCCAUUAAGUACUGUGUAUAAUGUGAAUAUACAAUUUGGAACCUUUUAACAUUUAAUCCAUGUAUAGGUAUUUGCCUGAUUAUUUUAAUCUUAAGUUUGACCAAAAGUACUCUUGUUCAUAUUUUGUAAAAAUCUGUGUCUAAACUGAAUCAAUUAAGACAUCAUGAAUGUAAUGUAUUUUCUCUAUUUUGUCACCACCGACACACUCCUUUUGUCAUGGUUCUUAACUGAAGUUGAACUUCAGUGGUUUUCAGACAUAGCAUAUAGCGUAUAACAUAAUUUAAGGAAUAGUAAAAAAAAAAAAUACUUCAUGCUUGAAAAAUUUCUAAUUGACAAUGAAGAAAACAUGUAGGGAAUUUCUUCUGCUGUUGUCUGCUUUAUUUUGUCCGUUUUAGAAACAGCCUAAAUCCCCACAAUAGUACAGAGUGUCCCAUUCAAGGUGUGAUUUUGUGUCACAUAUUUGAAUUUAUAUUGCUGAGCUAGGGAAUACUUGGCCGUGUUUCUGGCCUUACAGUCUCAAAUCGAAAACUCGCGUCGGAAAUCUCAGAAAGAUGAGCCAACCCCAGCCACUAGCCUAGCCACCGAAAGAAGACCACCGGUCGUGGACUUAAACUUGUGGUAGGAAAGUCUUGUCUUGAACGGGACACCCUGAAGUAUCUGGUCACUUGGCUCCUUGUCAAUUGUGUUGAGGAUGAACUAAGGCUCUUGUAUAGCAGAAAGAAUCAAUGUGCUAUCUGUGUUUCCUGGCAUUCAAAUUCUAAACAAAAAGUACUGUAGCAAUAAUUUCUUGCUUGUUUUAGAUGUCAGUUUUGCAUUACUGUGAAAUUUAAAAUUUUGGAUAAAGAUUCGUUCUUUGCGGUAUAUUUCUCUAUUUUCUAUAAUGUUUCUGCAAUCAUCAAACGCUUCAUCUUUCAUGUUGAAUUGAGCAUGUAGAUGUUUAGGCUUCUUUGGAUGUAGUCUAAAAAAAACUAUCAUAUCUAUUGGAAAUAAGAUAAAUUUAGAAUCUUGCAAAAUGAGAUGCUUCUCUAUUUUUUCCAAAUCUUUUAUCUGUAUCUGUGAGUGAAAAAGUGAUAUUCGACUCAUUGCUUGUAUUUGAAUAAGGCAAAAAUUGUUUGUGAAUUUUGAGCCUCUUGUAGUUGUUCAAGAAAACAAAUAUUUUAUUCUAUAUUUACUGGACAAUUUUAAGCAGUAUAGUUUAGUGUCUGUCUACUUUGGAACUAGAUUCAUAUCAUAUUUUGUUUGUAGUCAUUGGAAUUCUUUUUCUCUUAGUAUGGCAAGACUGAGUAAAAUGUGAUGGUUCAGUAGCAAAAUGUAAGUCAGCAUUUCAUUCCAUGUGAAAUAUUUUGUGAAUUUUUUCUCAGUACAAUAGAUUUUAGGAGAUAAAACAGGUAUGAACACAUUUUCUUAAUCAUAUCCACAAAAUCUGCCCCAUUUCAAAAAUGUGACUUAAUAGGAGUAAUUGCUUGAGACGUACUGAAGUAUACCUAUUCUGGUACGUACUUAUAACUUUUCUUACAUUUAGCUGAGAAUGAGUGUUUUGGAGUUAUUCUAAUGCUUUUUAUCACCUUAAAAUUCAGUGUCGUAAGGGUUAAUAUACUGGGAAAAUAGAUGUACUGCUCCAGAGAUCUUGUAAUCAGUAUUACGUUGCAGUGCUACAUACCUGCCUAGCUGCAAAAACGCUAGGUGAUAGAAUAUUUGUUUUUUUAAUACUCUGAGUCUAGGUUGUUUCCUGGCAAGCGUACUUUAUGAACUAUAUUUAUUAAUAAUUGGCUGAGUGCAGUCUGACAUGACAUCGGCUGCUUUGUUUUUAUUGUGAAACAUUGUUCUUUUAAUUAACUGAAUGAAAUAUAUGUUUAUGCCUCCACCCAUCACUUUGUGUUACUUCACUCUUUAUUUGUGGAGCUAUUUUUAUAUUUUGUGUGUUAAUUGAUGAAAUUUUAUUGCAUGUUGUGUUUGCAAUACUUGACAUUCCAAAUGAUAUAGGUAACUGAGUUGAGAGUCUAUUGAUUUCUCCUCUGUAUGUAAAUAUUUUCUUCCAUACCUUAAACUAAUUUUUUCAUUGAUAUUUAAAAACUAUGCCAUGAAUGUUUGUUAUCGUGAAUGUUAUUUUCUUUCUAGUUGUUCCUCUGCAUUCAAUCAUUUGCAAUGCAUGUUAGUUAUAUAUUGAUGUCACUUGUUGUAUUUAUAUUUACUGUCAUAUAUCAACCUAUAAAAGACAUGUACGUGCGUAUGUAUGUUCUGUGCAAUAUAUGACUGCGAAUUUCAAAAA